AUGGUGUCUGCCAAACCUAAUGGAAAACUACUGCACACACACCCUUGCCCUAAACUAUCCCAAGCAGCUGGUCAAAAGGAAUGGAUUCCUACCUGGGACAAAAGGGACCUAUCCAAGCACGGCAUGGAAAAAUCCACUGCCCUGGACAAAACUCCUGCAAUCCCGUCCUGGUUUCCGUACCCGCUACCACCUAACCUCAGAGCUCCUGCAAUCCGGUCCCGGUUACCGCCCCCGCCACCACCUAGCGUCAGAGCUCCUGCAAUCCAGCCCCUAACACUACCCCCGCCAUCACCUAACCUUAGAGCUCCUGCAAUCCAGCCCCUAGCACUACCCCCGACAUCACCUAACCUCAGCGCUCCUGCAAUCCGGUCCUCACUACCAUCUGCACCAUCACCUAUUCACCAAGAAUCACCUGCGAUCCCUGACAGACCACCGCUUGACGAUCCAGAAUCACCUGCGAUCCCAGACAGACCACCGCUUGACGAUCCAGUUUUUGGUAUCAUAAAACCACCUGUGAUCCAAGACAGACCACCGCUUGCUGAUCCAGAGGACGGCUACUCUAUGAAUUCAGAUUUCAGUUCCGGUACAGAUGAUGAUGCUGAGUAUGCUUUGCCUCCUGAGAACGAAACAGUUGAUGUCGCUCAUGCUAAAACAAGAUCGAGACUUUCGGAAUUUAGGAAGAAAUAUGAUGAAGGAGAUCUUGAAGGAUAUGUUCAAGGAAUAACUGAUGAAUUCGAAAGGAUGACUGAAUCGUAUAGUUCCCCUCACGAGUAGAUAUCAUUAUUUCACCACCUCCGGUGAUUGGACUAUCAACAUUGACAUAAUAAUAAUAAUAAUAAUAAUAAUAAUAAUAUAGGUAUAUUUACCCAGGGUAGCCACUUCAGUUUCGAAAACUGUUCUACCAGCGGGCCCUGCUAUUAUUAUUACCCCGGCUUUAGCUGAGCAACCUAGGCGCUCAAGCAUUCAAGGAAUUCCUUCCUCCCGGGUACCCAUUCACCUCACCUGGGUUGAGUGCAGCACGAUGUGGAUGAGUUUCUUGCCGAAGGAGAUUACGCCAUGGCUGGGAUUCGAACCCACGACCCUCUGUUUCAAAGUCAGAAGACUAAUCCACUGGGCCACAACGCUCCACGCAAGACAUGAUUGAAGGGUACUUGGCAUUAUCUUUAAAGAAAAAAGAAAAAUAAGAUUUCAAAUUAAGCUGAAAAAUAUGUGUGUGAGUACUUGUAUUUGUCCUCAAAAACCUUGAAAACCACCACAAUAAAGGAUGAAAAACAUUUUAGACACAUUUAACGAUUCAUCAGUUUAAUUUGGCGUCUCUGAGACGCUUUUAGAUUGUGCCCAGUUUUCUCAAAUUCGAAAUGUCCGUUGGCUGUGUGGACUACCUUUUGUUGUGUAAACCUGCUCCGUAGGUCACACUGGGUUCAUCUAGAGUUCAUGUAUUCGCUCUAUACAAAUGAUCAUUCAAACCAACCCUCAUUUAUUUCCAAGCUUUGGUUUGCAUCAGAAUUGUUAAAAUGUGUGAUACUUUUGAAACUUGUGGACUAGUACUUUUACACUACAAACGAAAGCCUUAUACUUAGCCCAGUUCCAAGAACCAAAGUGAGCAUUUUUAAAAUGAGAACAAAGUGAUCAAGAUCCCUUAAAACGCACGAAAGAGGCCAGCAAGCACGAUGGUAAUUGCAAAUAGAACUGCAAUCCUAUACUAAAAUGGUGUGCAUGCAAUGUUACUAGGGAUUUAUAGGUUAGUGUUAGAGGAGGGGGAGAACAUAUCAAAAGCAAUACAUGCCUAGAAAAAAAGUCAUGGAGAGAAUAAGGAUAGAUUGGCAUUUUCGCAAACUUGGUAAAUGGUAAAGGUUUUGUGCACGUUCAAAUUCCCAAGAACGGUCAUCGCCGUACAAUUUGAUUAUGUGAAAGCCUUUGAAAACUUGUAUUUAUGUUAUUCAUGAGUUAGACAGCAUCCACGCUCUACAAGAAGUGCUUCUUAGUGGAUCCCCUCAUUUCCAUAUACAUUUGACACUCUUUUCUAUAAGCUUGUGUUGGGCUUCUGAAAUUAUUAUAUUGCACAUUUCUUAUUGAUUGAUCUGUACUUGAUUUGUAGUUAUAUUUCAUUUGUAUUUGAUAUGUACUCGAAAUGGAAAUGAAAUGAUAUUUUGAAAUCUUGAAACACGUUAUUGUGCAGUGUGUGGUAGCAGUGGACAAAUAUUCUUUAAUGUAGUGCUCAGUUUGUCUGCAAUUGCGGGUAAUGUCAAAUUUAGGACCCCCUUGGUUAAAUGGCGAAAUCAUGGGGUUAAAGUUUUUGCGAGUUCAUAAUUCAUGGCUUUGACUUUGUGUACACAUUCAUACUGGAAUGGCAUCGUAAUGAAAUCGAGUAAUUUUGAGACAAAUUUGUGAUAUAUUUAAUAUUCAGUUAUUAUUUUGAUAACUGCAGUGUAACAGUAUGUUAAAAGGUGAUUUUUCGGAUGUUGCUUGUGUAUUCAUAUUUGUCUCUCGAAGAUGAUUUUUUAAAUGUUUCAUGUAAUGUAUUAUAUGGAGUCACUGUUAACUGAAAUAUACUUUAUC
This is a messenger RNA of Lytechinus pictus (painted urchin), 2559 nucleotides long. RefSeq lists its product as uncharacterized. The transcript is spliced from 13 exons. The record is from RefSeq and is a predicted model, not a curated record. Lineage: Eukaryota; Metazoa; Echinodermata; Echinoidea; Temnopleuroida; Toxopneustidae. Bases 1 to 774 code for a protein of 257 amino acids.